Molecule: messenger RNA, 790 nt
Organism: Cylicocyclus nassatus
Lineage: Eukaryota; Metazoa; Nematoda; Chromadorea; Rhabditida; Strongylidae
Source: the annotation of a GenBank genome assembly
AUGCUUGGUCAUCUACCUUGGCUCGUUCUGUUUCUUCAAUUUGUAGAAUUGACAGCACUUAGCAAACAAUGUCGCGAACUCCUCUCUUGCUCGAUCAAAAAAGGAUGCGUGAAUCUUCCUUGGUUAGUAGAGAAAAUGCAAGAUGCCGAGAUUUCCGAAGAAAUGUACAACAAUGUUGACAAGGCAAUUGAUUACUUGUGUAUUUUCUCAACUGGUUGUGCUCGAGAAUGUACAGCUUGCUCUCUCUGUCAUUCUUCUAAACUACAAUUAGUCGAGGUGCUGACCGGAUCAAAAAAGGAUGGAGAACAAUGCAGUGAUUUGAUAAAAUGUGCGUCAGAAUGUGUAUCAGAUGCUCCUACAAAUAUCUCAGCUAUCAACAGAUGUCUUCGCCAUUCAUGUGCCUAUCAGUGUUUCAACGGAUCUUGUCCAAAAUGUAAUGCUUUUAUAGUGAAGGUGUUCAACCAAAUGUGUAUAUCAGGUGAUUUUCGAGGGCGAGUGAAGGGGUUCAAGGGCCAAUGCGCCGACAUGUUCCGCGAGAUGGUGCGAGCGAAAUUUCGAAAACAAUUCGAAGAACAAGAACAAGCUCAUAGGAGCUAAAGGGACGUUUUCUGUGCUUUAGAUUUCUCUUUCCACCACAGCUUGCCAUAAUCAAAUGUGUGAAUAGAAUUUUUAUCUCACCAAAAUUCAGGGAUUUCACUGAAAAUGUUAUCUCUGUUGUAUUCAUAUGAAGCAAUGACGAUUUAACAAGAGAGACCCUUCUUAUUGUUCAAAUUUUGUACUUAAGAUAAAA